Molecule: messenger RNA, 622 nt
Organism: Thrips palmi
Lineage: Eukaryota; Metazoa; Arthropoda; Insecta; Thysanoptera; Thripidae
Gene: ND-B18
Product: NADH dehydrogenase [ubiquinone] 1 beta subcomplex subunit 7
Exons: 3
Coding region: 142-531 (129 amino acids)
Cellular component (GO): mitochondrion
Source: RefSeq, a predicted model, not a curated record
AGGUGGAGAGGUCAGCCAGCCUUGGACAGGCAGCAGCAGUCAGCUGUGAGCUGUGAGCUCAUCAGUUUUUGUGGAUUUCCCCUGUUUUUGCCAGUUUUUAUCCCCUAAAUCGUUCCGUAUUUCUGAAAAACAGAGUCCAAGAUGGGGACUGCUUGGACUCACUUUGUGGCACCCGGCACUAUACCCCUCGAAUUUGCGGAAUCCCAGUUCGACCCUAUGUUCGGGUUCGAGGCGACGGGUCGGAAGGAAAGAAAAAUUGAUGCGACGAUCGCAGAAAUGGAUUCAUUUUUAUUACCAUCUGAACGGCGAGACUUUUGUGCAAAAGAGUUGAUGGAGUAUCAGACAUGCAUGACUAACAACUUUCCUCUGUAUCUGAAAUGCACUCAUCAACUGCAUCACUACGGAUUCUGCCAAUAUGAUGAUUACGUCAUCCGAAUGAAGGAAUACGAACGAGAAAAGAGGCUAAUGGCAAGAGCCAAGCGCGUGGGUCCUGAACGAGCCGGUUACAAAGUAGCUCCUACCGAGAGCUAAAUAUUCAAAAAUUUUACUCAAUUUGUAGUAGGUGAAAAUAACUUGUGAAUAUUGUAUAUUUAAUUAAAUUGGUCCCACAUGGGAAAACUUU